AUGCUGGAUUGUGUGGUGCGAAUUCCGAUAGUUUAUCCCACGCGAUUUCAUGAAAACAUUACUUGUCGGGUAUGGCUCAAAGAAGCACUUUUUCUUCUAGAUGGAGAGGGUUUCAUAAAGCUCACUCUAAUCGUGAAAGACCCCAAAUUAGAGGCCAGCACUCUGACAAUGCAAAAAAAGAGUGCGAGAAGCCUGGCUUGA
Messenger RNA from Penicillium salamii, 201 nucleotides. Lineage: Eukaryota; Fungi; Ascomycota; Eurotiomycetes; Eurotiales; Aspergillaceae. The record is from the annotation of a GenBank genome assembly.